UCUUCCAUUAUUAUAUUUUCUUCCUUUUUCUUUUCAUUUUUAAUUCUCAUUUUCUGUUAAUCUCUUCGAUUUCUCUCUCUCCACCUGUCUUCCUGCUUUUCCUUGCUCUUACCUACCCGUCUUCCUCUGAUUUCCAGGAAUAUCACUCUUGGUUGAUCCGCCAUGAGGAAGGCGGAGGAAAGAGUAAAGUGAAUUUUCAGGCUUGGACUCUUGAACGUCCAUGUGCUAAUGUGCGCUUGCUAGGGGAAGUUGAUAUUCCCAGGAGAUGACAAAGCACCGGUUCAGGAAUUCUUUGAAGUCUCUAUUUGGGAGUUACCUUGAUCCAGAAACAAAUGAACGGCUCAAAGGAAAUAAAUCAGUUAUCGAGGACAAGGUGAAUAAAAUUAGACAACUCAUAAAAGGUGAAGAUCUAGGAGUAGAAGACCACGACCAAUCAGAAAUUCGCAAGAAACAGUCCAUUGAUGAAUUAAUUGAUGAUUUCCUUAACGUUUAUCAGGCCCUCUAUGAACAAUACGACAGCCUAACCGGAGAAUUGAGAAGAAAAUUUCAAAAAAGAAGAGAAAAGGAAAGCUCUUCAUCUAGUUCAUCCGACUCGGAUUCAGAUGAUUCUUCAAAGAAAAAGGUCAGCAAAGAUGAUCGAGGGUUGGAGAGAGAAUUCCAAGAAGUUGGUGAAAUCAAGCAGGAACUUGACGCAGCACUUUCAGAAGUAGCCGAUUUGAAAAGGAUAUUGGCAACUACAAGUAAAGAACAUGAAUCCCUAAAUUCAGAACAUCUGACAGCUUUAAGUAAGCUACAAGAAGCAGAUGGAAUUAUUAGAGAUUUGAAGGUUGAAGCUGAGACUUGGGACUCUCAGAAGUCUAAAUUUCAGCUUGAAAUCGAAGAACUGAAUCUGGCGUUAAGUAAUGCUGAAUCUGAGUUGAAUGAGAGAUUAAAAGGUAUGGAAACAGAGAUGAAUAACUACAUUGAAGAAAAGGAGACUGCAAGGAGGAAGAUUGAAGAAGGGGAAAAAACUAUAGAUGAAUUGAAGGCUUUGGCUGAUCAGUUGAAGGAGAAGUUGUCAGCCACAAUGGAAGAAAAGGAAGCUCUGAACUCACAGCACUUGAAAACUUUAAGUAGGGUACAUGAAGCAGAUAUGAUCACAAGAUAUUUGAAGGUUGAAUCAGAAACCUGGGGUGUUGAAAAAUCUAAAUUUCUUCUCGAGAUUGAAGAGCUGAAUCAGAAACUGGGUGCUGCCGGAAAAUUGGAAGCGCAAUUGAAUGAGAGGUUGAAAGAUAUUGGAAUUGAAAACGAAUAUUUGAUCAAGGAAAAGGAAUCUGCGCAGAGGACGAUUGAAGAGAUGAGUCAGAGGCUGAGCAAUGCUGUUAAGAUAGAAGCAGAACUCAGUGGAAGAUUGAAAGAUAUUGAAACUGAGAAAGAUGGGUUGAUCAAGGAAAAGGAGAUUGCAUGGAAGGAGAUUGAACAAGGUAAACGAGUUAGAGAAGAAUUAAACGCCAUGGUUGAUCAACUGAACAGUCAAUUGACAAUUACAGCAGAAGAAAAGAAAUCUCUCAAUUUACAACUUGAAAAGGAGAAAGUUGAGUUGUUGAGAUCAAUUGCUGAUCAUCAAAGAAAUCUGAAGGAACACGAGGAUGCAUACAAGAAGCUAAAUGAUGAGUUUCAAGAAUGUAAGCUAAAGCUUGAUAAUGCAGAAAUGAAGAUGGCAGAAAUGAGUCGAGAGUUUCAUAAUGACAUUAGAUCAAAGGAGCAAGUGAAAGAUGACCUGGAGCUAAUGGUUGAGGAUCUUAAAAGAGAGCUGGAAGUAAAAAGUGAUGAGAUAAAUAGCCUAGUUGAAAACGCUCGCACGAUCGAAGUCAAGCUUCGGUUAUCAAACCAGAAGCUUCGUGUUACAGAACAAUUAUUAACUGAAAAGGAAGAGAUUUUUCGGAAAGCUGAAUUGAAAUAUCAAAAGGAACGGAAAUUGCUUGAAGAAAGAAUUCAUGGACUAUCUGCAACAGUUGUUGCUAACAAAGUAACGUAUCAAAAGGCGAUAUCAACUGUUUCAGAAAACAUUAACAGUAACCUCUCUCAACUGGAAUGUGUCAUCAGGAAAUUCAUAUUGGAGUAUGCAAAGUAUGAGAAGUGUGUUAUGGAGACAUCCCGCGAUCUACGGCUUACAAAGAGUUGGGUUUCAAAUGCUAUUGAAGAAACAGAAGGCCUAAAAAAAGAGGUGGCAGACCUUGGGAAACAACUUGAAGAUAAGAAAGAGAGGGAAUCCAUAUUAGUACAACAGGUUGAGAAGUUGGAGAUUAAGGCCAACAAGGAAGGAUCUGAGAAGGAUGGAUUGGUUGAAGCAAUCCACGAACUUGAAAAGAGACAGAGAGAAUUGGAGAAGAUGAUGGAAGAGAAGAAUGAAGGUAUGGUGGAUCUGAAAGAGGAGAAGAAAGAAGCGAUAAGGCAACUUUGCAUGUUGAUAGAGUAUCAUCGGGACCGCUAUGAUUUUCUCAAGGAUGAGGUCUUGAAGUUGAAUGUUAAAGGAGGCCAGAGUGUAAGAUAGUAAGUAUGUUCUAAAAAAGAAUGGAGAUCAUUCGAGAAAUAAAUCAAAAUUGUAGAAAAACGACAACGGUAAGGGUAUUUUAGGAUCCUUUUCUCUAAAGAGCAAAUUCUCUAUAUUCAAAAGAGAAUUUGACGUUGUAGGUAGAUGUAAAAUUGCAAAAUAGAUCCCUAAUUUUGAUUAGGGUAUAUGAGAUCUUCACGUAGAAAUAAAAAAAAUUUAAAUGCACUAGAGGAGACAUAAAUUGCUCGAGAUCUAGGCCUAGUCGUGUCGACAAAGAUUUAUAGAGUUUGAGAAAGACGACUCAAUAAAUUAUUUCUUUUGUAUA
Molecule: messenger RNA, 2858 nt
Organism: Cucurbita pepo subsp. pepo (vegetable marrow)
Lineage: Eukaryota; Viridiplantae; Streptophyta; Magnoliopsida; Cucurbitales; Cucurbitaceae
Source: RefSeq, a predicted model, not a curated record